Messenger RNA from Naumovozyma castellii, 3900 nucleotides. RefSeq lists its product as uncharacterized. The record is from RefSeq and is a predicted model, not a curated record. NCBI's taxonomy places the organism in Eukaryota, Fungi, Ascomycota, Saccharomycetes, Saccharomycetales, Saccharomycetaceae. The coding region runs from base 1 to 3900 and encodes 1299 amino acids. The transcript has a single exon.
AUGUCAUCCAAUUCGGAGGAGAACAGUCAAGUUCCUCCCCUUGAUGCCACCGCUGCUGCAACUAAACCAAAAAAGGCCAAGAAACCAAAGGUUAAGAAGCCAAAGGAUUCCGCUGAGGCAUCUUCAUCACCAGCUGCUGAGGGCACUGCUGAAGCCAAGCCAAAAAAGGCUAAGAAAUCAAAGACUAAGAAGUCAAAGGAGUCUGCCGAGGUAUCGCCAGCUCCAGCUGAUGAAACUACUUCUGCUGGUGUAGAUGCUAAACCUAAGAAGGCUAAAAAGUCAAAGGUCAAGAAGCCAAAGGAUUCUACUGAAUCAUCUCCUGCUCCAAGUAAUGAACCUCCAGCCGCCGAAGUUGCCGCCGAAGAUGCAAAGUCUAAAAAGGUUAAGAAACCAAAGGCCAAGAAACCAAAGGAAUCUACUGAAUCAUCUCCUGCUCCAGGUCAGGAAGCCGCUGCUACUGAAGGUGCCACAGAAGAUAAACCUAAGAAGGUUAAGAAAUCAAAGGCUAAGAAGGCAAAGGAAUCUGUUGAAUCAUCUCCUGCCGCCACUGAAUCUGUCUCUGAGAAGACUGCAAAGAAAUCUAAGAAGCCAAAGGCUAAGAAAUCUACUUCUCCUGAAACAACUGAAGAAAUAACUGAAGAAUCUACCGAAUCAAAGGAAAAGAAGACAAAGACAAAGAAACCAAAGGAAAAGAAGUCAUCUCCAUCUACUGCCACUUCGACUGCUGCUUCAAAACCAGUUACUUCCAUUGCGGGAGUCACCAUUCCAGGCAAGACUUUUGAUUUGACAGAUGUUCCUCCAUCUAAACCUGCUCCAAAGAUGGUCCCGGAAGCCUAUAAAUUACAAACUAGAGUGGAUUACGGUACUAAGGGUACCAAAGUGGACGUCUUGACUAAUCAUAUACUACUAUCUGUUGGUGAUGAUGUCCCUCAAGAUGAAAGAGCCUCUCAAUUGGAUCCAUGGUGGAAAUCUGCAUUUGUAUAUACCUAUAACAUUACUUUUGCCGUUCCACAGAGUAAUUCACCACGUAAAGGUCCAGCGCCUGCUUUAUCCAAACCAAAGAAAUACGAAUUGGUAGAAUCUUUGUUUCACGAGGAUGAAACCUUGUUCAAAUAUAAAGAUCGUAUCUCCUUCAAUGGUGAAGAUACUCUAUACUCUCAUGUCCCAUUGGAGGAAUUCACUUUAUUUGAUGGUUGUUGGGAUGUCAGUAACAAGCAAAAGAAAAGAAGACAAGAAGUUGUUGGUCUCAACAGUAGAGCCAAGGAAAUUAAUGACUUGGCUGCUCAAGUUACUUUAAAAUUUGCUGAUAAAGUCCCAUUGGGUGAUAUUUAUAAGGCUACCACUUCAAAGGAUCCAGAAGAACAAGAAAAUAAGAUGGCUAACGCUGAUAAGGUUGCUUUAUUGUCUUUGAUGGGUGUCAAAUUCUUAAACACAAAGGAACAAAUCUUCCAACUUAACGGUAAUAAAUUCUUUAUUUUUAAUGAACACGCAAUUGCUACUCCAUUCCAAAUUGGUGGGUUCUUAAUGCAUGGGUUCACAGUUUCCCUACGAUAUGCUUACGGGUCCGUUUUGUUAAAUACUGUUAACGUCUGCCUCCCAUUUGUUAAGUGGACUAAAUAUUUACCAGGUGAUGCUAAAUUCAAGGAAAAUGAAAAGACUCAAUACAGUUUGUUAGAUUGGAUUAUUGAAUGUAUGCACCAGGCCAGUGCUCAAAGAGGUCAAAAGCUAAGAGGCCCUCCAUCUGCCAAGGAUAUCAAUUUUUUCAUUGACAAGAAUAGAGACAUUAAAGAUCUAUUGAAGGGUUUGAAAUGUUACAGACCAUACAUUAAUUAUUCUGUUAACCCAGAUGGAACUCCAAAACCACCAAAAAAGAUGCAAGCUAAGGGUAUCGUUGGUUUCGUAAGAGAGACUCCAGAUUCUAUGAAAUUCAGAACUUUACCAAGUAACAUGGAAAAGAAUGGUGUACCAAAACCAGGUGAAAAGGAAAUCAUGGUCACAACAACCGCCUACUUUGCCAAGAAGUAUGACAUCAAAUUGAAAUACCCAGAUGUUAAAAUGGUGAGUCUAGGUGGUUCGAAUGUUGUCCCAGCUGAAUGUUUAACCAUUGUUCCAGGUCAGAAAUUAAAGGGUUUGGUUUAUGACGAAAAAGCCGUUAUUGAUUUCACUGCUUUAAGACCAAGUGAAAAAUUCAGAGCCAUCACCAACUUGGCAUUACCUGCCAUUAAGAGAGCUUUAUCAACUGAAGAAGAAAAUGCUAAGGCUCCACAUGAUUCUGGUUACACUUUCAUGAAGGUCCCAUCUCGUGUCAUUGACGCUCCUGUGGUUCAAUUCAAGAACACUACAGUCACAUAUGUGGAUAAACCAUUUGGUACUAAGAAUGGUAAGAAUAAUCAUGAAGAAACUAAGGGUAAUUGGAAUUUAAAGGAUCAUAAAUUCAUUACUGUUCCAAAGGAACCAAUGCACUUGAGAGCUAUCUUUAUUAAUGAUUCUGAUAAGUCUCCACCAGUUUCUGUCAUGGAUGAAUUGAAGGCCUCUUUGAGCAAAUUCGCUGAAGAUGUCGCUGAUGUCGGUGUUAACUUUGACGUAUCCAUGGCCCCAAUUUUAAUUAACAAUUUUAAUGCCCCAAUAAAGAAGGUUACUGGUGGCUUUGGUGGUAGAGGUGGACGUGGUGGUAGAGGCGGCCGUGGUGGCCGUGGUGGUAGAGGAGGUCGUGGUGGUUUCGGCGGUGGCCGUGGUGAAACUACUUAUGAAUUAACUCCAGGUGAAGAAAAACUACGUCACUUGUUAGCCAACGUCCCAGAAAAGACUUAUGUCUUAUUCGUCUUGGGUCGUGGGGAUGACUCUGCUAUUUACAACAGAUUGAAAUAUUUAGCUGAUUUGACGUACGGUGUCAUUAACAAUUGUGUUAUUUGGAACAAGUUCAGAAAGUGUUCCACUCAAUACAAUGUUAAUGUGGUAAUGAAGAUGAACUUGAAGUUAGAAGGUGCUAACCACUCCUUAUGUGCAGAAGAUAUAAACUUACUGAAGGAUGAAAAAUCAGGAUUACCAUUCAUGAUUUUAGGUGCUGAUGUUACACAUUAUCCAGAAAAGGAUCAGAAUUCUAUCUCUGCAUUGGUGGGUUCUUUUGAUGACAAAUUUGCUCAAUUCCCAGGUUCAUAUAUGUUACAAAGUGGUCCAGGUGAAGAAAUAAUUGCUGGUAUCGGUAACAUGGUUCUACAGAGAUUGAAACUGUAUCAAAAGCACAACAAUGGCAAACUACCUCCAAAGAUUCUAUUCUACAGAGAUGGUGUUUCUGAAUCCCAAUUCUCACAAAUUGUUCAAAUUGAAGUUAAGGGUUUGAAACAAGCAUUGAAGAAAUUCGGUAGUGAAUUAAACAAGGGUGUCAACUAUAACCCAUCUGUCACCACAAUUUGUGUUGUCAAGAGAAAUCAAAUUAGAUUUAUGCCACUUGAGCAAAAUGCUAUAAAUGAAAAGGGUGAAGUUGCUGCCGUUCAAUCAUUCGAGAACGUUAUGCCAGGUACUGUUGUUGAUCGUGGUAUCACCUCUAGUGCUCACUUCGAUUUCUUCUUGCAAUCUCAACAACCAUUGAAGGGUACUGGUGUUCCAUGUCAUUACUGGUGUAUCUACGACGAAAAUCAAUUCAAUUCUGAUUACUUGCAACAAGUUACUCACGCUUUGUGUUACUUAUUCGGUAGAUCGAGUACAAGUAUUAAGGUCGCAUCUCCUGUUUAUUACGCUGAUUUAUUGUGUGAACGUGGUGCUGCAUUCUUCAAGGCUAACUUUGAGCUUGCUCAAUACGAAUUUUCUAAGGAGAGGAAGAACAGAGAUGACGUUAUACCGACCGGUAAAUUACUACAACCUGUUCAUAAGAAUGUCACUGACAUCAUGUACUACAUAUGA